Molecule: messenger RNA, 1975 nt
Organism: Beta vulgaris subsp. vulgaris (sugar beet)
Lineage: Eukaryota; Viridiplantae; Streptophyta; Magnoliopsida; Caryophyllales; Amaranthaceae
Exons: 14
Coding region: 380-1516 (378 amino acids)
Source: RefSeq, a predicted model, not a curated record
UGGCAAAUCUUGGUUGGCCGACACCAAUCACUGCAACUCCAGAACCAGAACAAUAUCCCCAAUUUAAUUUACGCCCUACGAAAUUUCAAACAUAACAUUUGCAAAAUUUUCGCCAAAAAUCUGACCUAAUCAUUCAAAUUAAAGAUCUGGGUUUUUACGACCUACCACGAUACUAUACUUUUUAACUUUUGCUUGAUCUUUGCAAUUGCAUCUCAAAUUUUAUCGCAAUUUCAAAUAAUUAGGGUUUUUACUACUGUUGAAGAGUAAAAUUUUCAGUUCGAUCGCCCUGAAUUAGAGUACUAGAUCGCUGAUUUAAGCGAUUUGGUACUCCAGCGAAAACCCUAAUUUUGUUGAAUGUGCUUAGCAAGUGUUCAUCAAGAUGGCUACACCACAUCGAAGUGGAGUUUUGAAACGAUCAAAUGAUAGUGCAAGACUUGUUAUGACUACUAUUAUGGGAAUUGUUUUUGGGUUUUUCAUUGGAGUAUCAUUUCCUUCAGUUUCUGAUAAGAUUAAAUUAUCAUCAAGACUUAUAUCAUCAUUUGAUGGAAACUUGGCGGGCGGUAAAAGUUCUGCAAAGUCCCUUGAAGAUCUUGGAUCAGUAACUAUUCCGAAGAUAUAUGUACCGAGCAAUCCUCGUGGUGCGGAGAUGUUACCGCCAGGAAUUGUAGUUCCAGAAAGUGACUUUUAUCUUCGAAGAUUGUGGGGCGAGCCGAGUGAGGAUUUGAAAAAGAAGCCCAAGUACUUAGUGACUUUGACGGUUGGAUUUGAUCAGAAGGACAAUGUUAAUGCAGCAAUAAAGAAGUUCUCUGACGAUUUCCAAAUAUUGCUUUUCCAUUAUGAUGGUCGGGUUACUGAAUGGGAUCAGUUUGAAUGGUCUAAACGAGCUAUACAUGUCAGUGCUCGGAAGCAAACAAAAUGGUGGUAUGCGAAAAGAUUUCUGCACCCUGAUGUUGUUGCAGCUUAUGACUACAUCUUUAUCUGGGAUGAAGAUCUUGGUGUUGAACACUUCAAUGCAGAGAGGUAUAUACAAUUGGUGAAGAAAUAUGGCCUUGAAAUUUCUCAACCUGGUCUUGAGCCUAAUAAUGGUUUGACAUGGGAGAUGACUAAGAGGAGAGGUGAUAGAGAAGUACACAAGGAAACAAAGGAAAAACCAGGCUGGUGCUCCAAUCCUCAUUUGCCUCCUUGUGCUGCAUUUGUGGAAAUUAUGGCCCCUGUCUUUUCACGAGAUGCUUGGCGCUGUGUGUGGCAUAUGAUUCAGAAUGAUUUGGUACAUGGUUGGGGACUGGAUUUUGCUCUGAGAAGAUGUGUCGAACCUGCACAUGAGAAAAUUGGUGUUGUAGAUCAACAAUGGAUAGUUCAUAAAGUAAUUCCGUCUCUUGGAAAUCAGGGCCAGGCUGAGAAUGGCAAAGCUCCAUGGCAAGGGGUCCGUGAGAGAUGCAAAAAAGAGUGGGCUCAAUUCCAAAAUCGACUUGCAAAUGCUGACAAGGAAUACCUCGCACAACUCGGGAAGGGCUAAUUACUACUCUAUCAUCGGCUGCAUACUAGUGUUAAUUACUUUUGAUCCUCCCUUCUGUACUGGCACCAUGUUGGAGGAUCACUUUUCUUAUAUAUGAUGUGCUUCCGGUUUGCUAGCGGGUAUUCCUUUCACCUCUUAAGGAUGUAGGGAAGACAAGAUUACACAUUGUGCAUAGAAUACUACGUUAAUGCUAGGUAACCCAUCCCAUGUAAGUAAUUAUCUUCUCUAUGCCUUGUUGGGCUUCCCAUAUUGCCUUCUUAUAUUGGAUUACUGGGUUACAUUUACUUUCAGUGGUGCAGAUAUGCAUAGAAUUUAGAGUAUGCCCUUGUAUUAAAUUAUUGUACAAAUUUUGAACUACUGAUGUAGACAGAUAGAUGAGACUUUUACAGUCGGCAGUUCUUUUGUAGUCGACUGAGGUAGACAAAUUUGUGUUUCUUGGAUAAACAUUUUAUUAGAACA